This is a messenger RNA of Triticum turgidum subsp. durum (durum wheat), 1152 nucleotides long. NCBI's taxonomy places the organism in Eukaryota, Viridiplantae, Streptophyta, Magnoliopsida, Poales, Poaceae. The record is from the annotation of a GenBank genome assembly.
AUGGCGCCGCCGGUUGUUCGGGAGCUUUGGGAGAUGGAAGAGCUCGUGGAAAAGAUCCUGCUCAGCAUUCCGCCGGAGGAGCCGGAGAUCCUCGUCCGCGCCUCCCUCGCCUGCAAACCUUGGUGCCGCCUCCUCUCCGGCAACGCGUUCCGCAGCCGCUACCUCGCCUUGCAUGGAACAGCUCCGGUCCUGGGCUUCCUGCAGAGCUGGGUGGCCGGCGACCUCGAGCGCUUCGUCCCCACAAAAAAGUUCUGCCCCCGCAGUCCCAUUCCCAAACUGAAGAGCACUUUCGUGCACGACUGCCGCCAUGGCCGUGUUCUUCUUGGGUGCCUGCAACAGCGCGAUGAAGCUGUCGUCUGGGAUCCCGUGUCCGGGAGGCGGACCGAACUGCGAGAGCCUGACUACUUCUGCGCAGCCGCGGUGCUCUGCUCCGUGGACGGCUGCGACCAUGCAGCCUGCAACUCGGGCCCGUUUUCCGUGGCUUGUAUCGAGGACGAGGGAUGCGUGGAUGAUGACGAACAUUCUCUCCUGCUGGCGUCUGUGUACUCAUCAUACACCCAGAAGUGGACUUCUCCGGCCUGUAUUCACAUAGGAUUUGUAUCGGACGACUGCUUCAUGGGAAGGCCUAGUCUCCUCAUCGGAAAACAACUCUACUUCCUCCUUGAUCAUGGUUUGGGCAUUCUCCGGUAUGACUUGAGUCGGCAUCGCCUGUCAGUUAUUGAUCUGCCAGAAAAGCUGGUUGAGCACAACCCUCUCCUUAUUUCGGGUCCCGGCGGUAGGCUGGGGGUCGUCCACCAGGACAAGCACGGCUUAUGCGUCGUGUACUCGAGGUGGAGCAUUGAUGGUGAGUAUCGUUGGCUCUAUAGCAGAGCAAUUGACCUCAAUAUGCUUCGCCCCAUUGUCCAUCCGAUGAGCUCACAUCCACCAGUGUUGGCUGGAUCUUUGGAGGGCACCGACCUGAGCAUUGUCGUCACAGAUCUUGGUGUCUUCACAUUUGAUCGCAAGUCCCUGAGUUUAAGAAGCUUUCGAGUAAGAAGUACAGAUAUGGUUGGGUUUAGCUCAGCACAUCUUUCUCUACACGAGCUUCAACACCAUACCAGGUAUGUUUACCUUGACACUUCAUAUAUGAUUCCCAUGUGUACGAUUGUUUGA